GGUCCCAUGAGACCAGUGCGUACAGAUAGCCAGCCACAAGUCCAGCUCGCCCAAACAACAUCCACUGGCUGUACCUGGUGUAUCAUCUUCAGCUCUUGCUCAAGAAGAUUAGAAUAGGAGGGCUUCUAUGCAGCACCAAGCAGAGACUCAAGAAAAAUGCCUGGCAACAUCCACAUCUCAGCCACUCAACCACCAGCCAUCACCCCACUGUUCUUGGAAGUUGGUAUGGGCACAAGAGAAUACAGUGGAAACAUAGAACAAGAUGGUUUAUCUAUCCCUGUUACAUCGCUUAGGGAGAGUAUGGUAAUAAUGCUGUACAAUGCAGACAGAGAAUUGAUAUCAAAAUCAGAGCUGAAGACAAAAGCGAUCGUGGAGUCAGGAACUAUGGAUGUAGUGUUUACUCUUGAUAGUGGACGAAAAAUAAUUCUUCAGGUGCAGUUUGUACUCAACGAUGAUGACCGCAAGAGGAUCCAAGAAAUGAGAAACUCUGCAAUGAAAAGGAAACAGCAGGAACUACUUGGAAGUGGCUGUGAACUCAAUUUUCCAGACAGCCCAUUGUCUAAACGGCUCAUAGAGAAGAUCUCCAACAUGCAAAGUAAAGGAGAUGGACAACCUAAGCUUCGGAAGAGUGUUUCGCUGGAUGAUUUGCAAGAGAGGGCCGCGUUCUCUGGAAUAAAUGUGUAUCCGAGGAUGAAGGCCUCAAGAAACUUGUUGCUGCAAAGGGGUGUUAGAAAUGCUUCAAGGUUUGAAGAUCCCUGUGGCUCCAAGAUAGGAAACGGCAAACCAGAGAGCAAAUCAAGCAGUUCAGUGAAGAAGAUGAGUUUGGUUUCAGAUAUUGAUGCAUCACUGACCGAUUCAGGAAUUAGUAGUACGCAGACAGGCAAAGCAAUAGUCCCUUUUGGUGAUAACAAAGGUUCAAAAUACAGGUCAGGAAAGACAGUUUUGUUCCACCAUAAAAAAUCCAGUGCACCUGGACAAACUGGGAUGCCAAAUCCAACUGAAAGGAGGAGCCGUAGGUCCAGUAGCGGUGACAGAGCAAGCAAGCAGAAGCUGAGCGAAAAUGAGCUGAACAGAACUAAGAGGAGAUCCCAGGCAAAGUAUCGGCGCUCCAUUGGCCCGUCCUAUUCGCUAGAGCUGAUGCAUUCAAGAGACUAUGUUGAGCACUCGUUGAACUAUUUGGGUGCGACAUCAAGCACCAGGAUACACCCACAUAUUUGUGUGACUACUGCGAGCAAACAGCUGAAAGACCUCCUUGAGCUUGAAUACUGGAAGUCACAUGCGCACAUGAAACACACUGAUAAAACCCAAGAGAUUACAGGUGAUGAUGAAUCUUCCUCUGCUCAAACUCGAAGUGGCGGUUUCCCUAAGCUGAAUGGGUGGUUGAUAAAUCAGGGAGUGCGUGCUGCCAUUGUGGUAAUAGCUUGUGGGGCUAUGUUCCUCAACAGCAGAUGAAAUAUUGCGUGAAGCUUCAAUACUGGCAUGGUCCUAUCCUUUCUCUGUAUGUUGCAAGUACUCCCUCCGUAUUGGUAAAGAAGUUGUUUUGGACAAAGUUUGGAUCAAACAUUGGGAAUAUAAAUCAUCAAUAACUUUUAAGUUGUUGAGUUUACAAAUAUAAAAAAUUAUAUGAAUAGAUUUGUCUUGAAAAAUAUUUUCAUAAAAGUUUAUGUAUAUCACUUUUUUAUAAAUAUUUUUUAAAAAAUAAGAGGUCAAAGUUGUGUUUUUGAGACCGUGUCGCUGUCCUAAACGACUUUCUUUACCAAUACCAAUACGAAAGGAGUAUCUAUACUCGGAAGUCAGGAGGACCGAGGGCAAAGAUUUGCGUUCAGGGCUCAGCUUUGGUUGGACGACGCUCUUCCUGGCUGAAUAAGGUGGCCGUGGACUCUCUGGAGUAAAAUGCAUGGCACAUCAUUAAACUUGGGGGUUUUUUAGUUCCUUGGCUCUAAAAAAAGUGGAGGUUAGUUCCUUGGCCCUCAAAAAGGACUUGCGAAUACCCCCGACGGUACCCUGAGCGCGAGCGAGCUCCUGGCGGAACUAAGCUCAACUUUUUUUAAGGCCAAGGAACCAAUUUACUUUUAUACUUGCUGCACAUUAUUUAACUGGAUCACUCAACUUGAAAACAGUACAAAUUGCUUCUUUUCCAAAAACAAAAAAA
Panicum virgatum (switchgrass) is the source of this 2152-nucleotide messenger RNA. RefSeq lists its product as uncharacterized. The coding region runs from base 157 to 1452 and encodes 431 amino acids. The record is from RefSeq and is a predicted model, not a curated record. The transcript has 10 exons. NCBI's taxonomy places the organism in Eukaryota, Viridiplantae, Streptophyta, Magnoliopsida, Poales, Poaceae.